CCUUCAAGGCCUCUUUAAUUCAUUAUGUCUGUGUUUACAUGCUAGCGAGACUGCUGGCAAAUCGAUCGGGCUAUAAAACGUCGAAAUAUCCCUCACAGCGGCACGACAACUGAUCCUCAAGAUGCCUUCCACUCCAGAGCAAAUGACCAGAUAUGAAAAAAUUGAGGCGGUCAUUAAGGGGUUUAAGUUGUCGUCACUUACCUACAAGAGGGUGAUGCACCUCCUGCACGAGGAGAUGAAGAGCGGACUGUGCAGCAAGUCACACGUGCGCGCCGACAUCAAGAUGUUCCCCACUUUUGUCAGGGCCUUACCUGACGGUUCAGAAAAGGGGAAUUUUUUGGCCCUUGACCUUGGUGGAACUAAUUUUCGGGUAUUGCUGGUAAAACUGAACGGACAUGACGUUGAUAUUCAGAGUAAGACCUACCUCAUUCCACAGCGAGUCAUGCUGGGAACCGGAACUCAGUUAUUCGAUCACAUAGCAGAUUGUAUAAAAAAGUUCAUUUAUGAGCAUGAUUUACAAAACCAAAAGCUGCCUCUGGGUUUCACAUUUUCCUUCCCGUGUAAGCAAGAAGGCCUUGCCAAAGCGCGUUUAUCCCAAUGGACAAAAGGCUUCCGGUGCGAAGGGGUUGUGGGCGAAGAUAUAUGUCGCCUGCUGCACGAAGCACUGCUUAGAAUUAAGAUCAACUCAGUAGAGGUGGUGGCCGUUGUCAAUGACGCCGUGGGAACUCUGAUGUCGGCUGCUCACAGUGACAGGCAGUGUGAGAUCGGCCUUAUUCUAGGGACCGGAUGCAAUGCGUGUUACAUGGAAUCUCUUGAAAAUGUCGGUCUGUGGGAAGGGGACCGCGAUCAUCCAAACCAGGUCAUAAUAAACACAGAAUGGGGAGCAUUUGGCGACAAUGGAUGUUUAGACUUUAUUAGAACCGAGUACGAUCGAGAACUGGACAAUUUCUCCAUUAAUCCUGGAAAACAAAUAAUGGAAAAGAUGAUUUCUGGAAUGUACAUGGGUGAGAUUGUACGAUUGGCAUUAGAAAGACUUGCCAUGGAUGAACUUUUGUUUUCCGGCAUCGACAAAGAAAGCGAACUUUUUAUUCGAGGCAGAUUCUAUACGAAAUACGUCUCAGAAGUCGAAAGUGACAAUGACGAAUUCUUCAGAAACACCAAGCAAGUACUUGAUGAGUUAGGCAUUGAAAACUACACAUCCGAUGACUGCAAGAUUGUCAAAUACGUCUGCACCCUUGUAUCUGCGCGCGCAGCUUUCCUUUCAUCAGCUGGCAUUGCUACCCUGAUAAAUCGCCUUAAAAAGAAGUCGAUGACGAUUGCCAUUGAUGGCUCCCUAUACCGAUUUCAUCCUCGAUUUCAUAAUCUUAUGGUCCUGAAAAUUAAAGAGCUUGUUAACCCUGGUCACAAGUUCAAGUUGACGUUAUCCCACGACGGAAGCGGAAAAGGUGCUGCACUGGUUGCUGCUGUAGCAACAAGACUCCUGGACAAAAAACAAGUUGCUGAGUGAGGAGGCUGUACAAUAUAGAACCUGAGGAGGAAGAAUCUUGCGAUUGUAAGAUCACGUGACGUUCUAGAUGAAAUCACGUGACUGUACUCUUCUAUUCAUCUAUAUUGUUUGCCAAAGUUUGGAAAAUAUGGGUUUUGUUUUUUUUAUGCUAAUCUUAGAUCUAUAUUAGCCAUCCGCAUAAUGAUAUUGCGCCAGGUUGACGAACGCUGGCUAAAAACUAUACACAUGUACAUAGGUAUCUGCAGGUAACUGCAAUUUUGUUGCGAUGUAUAUUAAUGAAGGGAAUUCUUGUGUUGUAAACGUAUGCUACCAAAAUGAAGUCUGUUGUGUUGAGAUUUUUAUCAAUGAAGUGGAAGAGCUUAUUUUUUUCAUUGAUAUGUUUUACUGGACACAUACUCGAAAAUGGUUUGAUUUAAAAAGAUACUUUUUACAGCGGAACAGUACAGCAUUAAUUAACUCAUAAGAGUUUCUUAUUGUCAAUCGUUAAAAGCAACUUCUUGUUACAUACUCAUUAUUGUAAAUGCAUUUACCUUAUAAACAGUAUUUAUAUUAUAAGCCUUGUGCAGUUCUGCAAACUUGUUUUCCGGUAAUUGCUGAUAUAUUAUGCUUUUUGUUAUGAAAUAUGGAAUUGUUAUUAUUAAAAUUAAAAGAAAAAAUGA
Magallana angulata is the source of this 2166-nucleotide messenger RNA. RefSeq names its product hexokinase-2-like. Gene Ontology annotation, molecular function: mannokinase activity; fructokinase activity; D-glucose binding. Lineage: Eukaryota; Metazoa; Mollusca; Bivalvia; Ostreida; Ostreidae. Bases 122 to 1507 code for a protein of 461 amino acids. The record is from RefSeq and is a predicted model, not a curated record. Gene Ontology annotation, cellular component: mitochondrion; cytosol. Gene Ontology annotation, biological process: glucose 6-phosphate metabolic process; glycolytic process; intracellular glucose homeostasis. The transcript is spliced from 11 exons.